UUUUGACAGUUCGUGAAAAUAGGAAAAUGCAUUGUUUUGGUGUACCGUUUAGUCAUUAGCGAAUAAAUCGUUGAUAUUUCGAGUGAACUGAUAAGAAGCAAGUAUUAAAAGGUGUCAAUUGCGAUCUGCGCAAUAAUGUGUGGCCAAGAAUGGAUUGGUAAUUACCAAUAAUCAGCUCUAUAUUUACAAACGAACGACGAUAAGGGUGCAUCGCAGUGGCCUGGAAGAAGUUGUACGUUUCCUUGUGAGCAAUACAAAGUGAAGAUAGCAGUUGGGGGUGAUUCCUUUGGAGAAAAAAAAAGUGGACACUUUCCAAUCGUCAGUGGAGGAUCGAGAAAAUGAGAUCAGUUUGUCUGCAGGUUGCGAAGUGCAUCCUUUACUUGGUGCUGCUGUUGGUUUUCAUUCUCUUGAGUUUUGCUUCGCGUGUUUUAUUCGUAUGAACUGGCCCCUCAGGUCCUACAACGCGCUUCGUUUUUCAAUUCAUCUCCUUUUCCCAUUCGAAAGUAUCCACCCAAACCGUUCUGCUCGGUAUGACUCACGUAACUAAGAAAUCAUAUCGCAAGUAAUAAAUGAAGCUUAAUUAAUAUAUCAUAAAAUUUAAAACGUGAAAACAAUUAUGUUCAAGGAUCGAUUUUGGCGAGGCAUCCCGAAUUCUUGUAACCCGGUAGCACCAUCCACUGAAACGGCAGAAAGCACUAGCCCCAGUGCUUCUCUGCCAGUGCAACAGCAACAAGAGCAUGGCCAAUGAAGAUGAAAUCCGAUCUGCAGUUCAUUCGAUGUAUAGCCAACAGUAUCAGCAGUACCAGCAGCAGUUCAUGCCGCAUGGUCCUGUACCACCACAACUCUCACACCAUUCAUACAGCUCAUCGGUGAUGCCGGGUGCCGCAGGACUUCCACGAUCACAAUCCCACAUGGUUAACCUGCUGAGCGAAGACUUCAUCGCCGGCUACAUGGACGAGGGACGGAUGUCGGUAGUUCGCAGAUUUUUCUGUCUGUUUGUUACUUUCGACGUUGUGUUUAUCUCGUUACUGUGGAUCAUUUGUGUAAUGAUAACCGGCGACAACAUAGUGCAUGCCCUUCAAACCCAAGUCGUCCACUACACGAUCUAUACGUCCUUAUUCGACGUGGUGGUGACCGCGUUGCUACGGUUUUUGUUUUUAAUCUUAUUUUAUGGAUUAUGUCAUCUGAAUCAUUGGGUUGUUAUUGCGCUGUCUACCACUGGUUCGUGCGGAUUUUUAAUCUACAAAGUGUUUGUAUACAAUUGGACAGCAACGCCGCAACCCGUUUUUGAGGUUCUGCUAAUCGUUGUUUCGUUCGUGAUUGCAUGGGGAGAGGCAUGGUUUUUGGACUGCCGUGUGAUACCACAGGAGCGUUACGCUAGGAACUAUUAUGUUGCGUUAAGCAAUCCAGCGGCGGAAUCUCGGACGCCACUGCUGGCACCAUUCCUGAGUGCUGCCCUGAGUGGCCGGACGGAAAGUGUGGGUAACUUCUACUCGCCGUACGACUCCAUCCACAACAGCGACGAUGAGGAAGAUGCGCAGGAUGAGGAGUUUAAAAAAAUGGGCAUAGAAUGUGUCCGCAAGGCGUACGUAUUGCUUGAAUCUACGGAUUGGAAGGUUGAGAAGAUUACUUCCAAAGGGGAUACCAUCCAAAGUUGUACUCAGGAUAAAGUAGGAAAAAUUUAUAAAUUGACGGCAAAAAUACAUUAUCCGGCAAAAAAGUUGCUGCAGGAAUUAUAUUACAAGAUUGAAGAUGUGCCCACCUGGAAUCCUACACUGUUGGAAUCAAAGAUCAUCAGAAAAAUAGACAGUCACACGGAUAUUUCCUACCAAGCAACCAUCGGCGGUGGGGGAGGCGUAGUGAAGUGUCGGGACUUUGUGAAUCUCCGAUGUUGGCAGUUGUGUCGCGACGGACGUGUGAUAGAGGGCGUGGAUUUACAUCCUUCCAAUUCUCAAGCCCCACUUCUGACCCCAGUCACCGAGGAGACCAACGACGGAGAGGACAACGAUGACGAUGAUGAUGUCAUCGGGGGUGCCGAUAGUGAUGAAGAAUGCAUUCUGCAAAAGGCAUCGCCGAUGAUGACCAAAUCGUGUAGUGAAUUUAAGUUAGGAAGCAGUAGUGUAAGUGAUAGUAACGACCAAGCUACAAAAAGGGCUUUUUCGUCGCUGAGUAAAAGUUUGGGUGCACAAGAUUUUCACCACGGUGGAGCUGGCGGUGCCAAUUCCGACCCGGAGGACGUCUUUUCGGAUGCUCUUACUGAACAUCAUGACCGAGCAGGGGACUCUAACAGGGAUACCGCUGCAAAGAGCCGGAGAAGGCUCAGACCUGGUGAUGAGGUGCCGAAGGGUGGCAAUGUGUUUGUGAGUGCUGCAAUUAGUAUUGAUUAUCCUGGUGCUCCUGUUUCUAAUAAGUAUAUACGAGGCGAGAACAAAGUGUCAUGCUGGGCAAUGCGUGAGAUCGAGAACCAAAAAGACUACUGCAUUUUCGAGUGGCUGCUGUGUUUGGAUUUGAAAGGCUAUAUUCCACGUUACGUUUUAGAUACUGCCUACACAACUCUAAUGCAAGACUACAUGACCCACCUUCGCAAUUAUGUGGCGGAGCUCCGGAAACAAGAAAAAGUGCCUGCAGCAACCGUUCAACAAGUCGUUCCCAAUUCUACCGAACCGUCGAUCGGUGGUCCCAAAUCUUCCUAGUUUAUUACCAAUUAGUCAAAACUAGAAAUUCUAUUUUGUUUAUAUUGAUAUGCAAUGAUUUCUAGAUAUGUAAGUCUCAAGUAGCUUUGAAAAGGGCACUUUUAUUUUGUGGGCGUUUCCCACAAUUUCUGAAUGCUUGUCAAUAGCAAAUAAAAACGUAUGAUUUUAUAGAAA
Molecule: messenger RNA, 2867 nt
Organism: Armigeres subalbatus
Lineage: Eukaryota; Metazoa; Arthropoda; Insecta; Diptera; Culicidae
Gene: Start1
Product: steroidogenic acute regulatory protein-like
Exons: 12
Coding region: 738-2693 (651 amino acids)
Cellular component (GO): endoplasmic reticulum-endosome membrane contact site; endoplasmic reticulum membrane; late endosome membrane
Molecular function (GO): lipid binding
Source: RefSeq, a predicted model, not a curated record